Messenger RNA from Cynoglossus semilaevis (tongue sole), 2809 nucleotides. Its product is annotated as high-affinity choline transporter 1-like. The record is from RefSeq and is a predicted model, not a curated record. The coding region runs from base 165 to 1868 and encodes 567 amino acids. Gene Ontology annotation, cellular component: plasma membrane. Gene Ontology annotation, molecular function: choline:sodium symporter activity. Gene Ontology annotation, biological process: choline transport; transmembrane transport; acetylcholine biosynthetic process. Lineage: Eukaryota; Metazoa; Chordata; Actinopteri; Pleuronectiformes; Cynoglossidae. The transcript is spliced from 9 exons.
UUUAUUUUGAAUAUUUAAACGGAUUGAACGGAAUUUUUAUUCUGAAAGAGUCUCAAAGGAUCUAACAAGGCUAAAUCUUUUGUGUUUCAACUUGUUUGGAAGUGUUUCGUUUAAACACAUGAGUUUAAAGUCAGUUGUGGUGAAAUCCAGUGGAGCACAGCACCAUGGCCAUGAACAUCCCAGGAGUGAUAGUUAUGCUGAUGUUCUACCUGCUGGUCCUUGGGACAGGCAUCUGGGCUUCCUUUAAGUCAAGGAGGGAGCAGAAGAAAAGUGGGGCUGGUGAAAUGGAGAUGUCUCUGCUUGGAAACAGAAGAAUCAGUUGGAUGGUAGGGGUUUUUACCAUGACAGCUACCUGGGUUGGAGGAGCUACCAUUGUCGGCACAGUUGAGAUGGUGUACACACCUUCAAUGGGACUAAUCGAGGCAGUCACAGUGACUCUUGCAUACAGCAUAAGUUUUCUUUUAUGUGGCCUGGUGUUUGCUAAACCACUGAGAGAACAGAACUGUGUCACCAUGCUGGAUCCUUUUCAUGUAAAGUAUGGAAAAGUUCUAACAGCCAUGAUCACAUUGCCCUCAGUUUUAAUUGAACUGGCAUGGGUGCCUGCAACGCUUAUUAGUUUAGGAGGAGCAAUGAAUGUAGUCCUGAACUUGUCCUACACUGCGUGUGUCUGGAUCUCUGCUGCUGUUGUUAUCUUAUACACACUGAUGGGAGGUCUCUACUCUGUGGCCUACACUGAUGUAAUACAGCUGAUUCUUAUAUUCAUAAGUAUGUGGCUCUGUGUUCCCUUUAUUCUGAUGAACCCCAGCUGCACAGACAUUGGCCAGACACUGAUGAACAACACCCUACACACUCCCUGGAUUGGUUCACCACAACUGAAGAGGACUGGGCUCAUGAUUGACCAAUUCUUAUUUUUUUCACUUGGGAGCGUAGGGUAUCAGUGCCUUCACCAAAGAACCUUGGCCGCUUCCUCCUUACACACCGCCAAGAUGACAAGUGUGAUCGCAGCCUUCCUCUACACCGUGUUCUUAAUUCCUCCUAUUCUAGUGGGAGCUGCUGCUGCAUCUAUAGAUUGGAAUCUGACAUCCUAUGGUUCCCCAUCUCCAAUGGAACGUGGCAAAGCAGCGAUGGUCCUGCCUAUUGCCUUCCAACACCUUACACCACCCUUCAUUUCUGUUAUCGGAAUCGGCUGUAUAGCUGCUGCUGUGAUGUCAUCAGCUGACUCUUGUUUGAUUUCAGCAACUUCUCUCUUCAUCUGUAACAUUUACAAAAAACUCCUAAGGCCACAGGCGUCAGACAGAGAGAUUCAGUGGGCGAUCCGGGUUACUGUCUUGGUAAUGGGCUUGGUUUGUACCUCACUAACCAAUGAGACAAACAGCAUCCUAUUGUUCUGGUUUAUUAGUGCUGAAGUGGCCUACAUCGCAAUCUUUCCCCAGCUGAUUUGCGUUCUCUUCUUCAAAAUAUCCAAUGGUUACGGAGCUGUUAUGGGCUAUGUGGUGGGACUAGGGCUGAGACUGCUCUCUGGAGUCCCAACAAUAGGACUUCCUGUUGUCCUCUGUUUCCCAGGAUGUGUCCUUGAGGAUGGCGUUUAUGUCCAGUACGCUCCAGUGAAGACCAUCUCUAUGGUGUCUGCUGUUGCUGCCAUAUUGUUGUUCUCCUAUCUGACAUCUGUGCUCUUCAACAAAGGUCUGCUUCCUGAGAGGUGUGAUGUGUUUAAGGUAAAAGUUCAACAUACACCACAGCAGCUGAGUCCAGCACAUGAUACCAAGGAAGGCCAUGAGAUUGAGAUGUUGAUGCAUAAAUGCUCUCAAACUGAGUCCUCAGAACCAAUGAUCAACCCCAAACCCCAAUCACAAAAGACUGUGGAAUGAUGUGGUCAGUAUCAUAACUCAUAAACAAAGCUCAGGGGUAGAAGCUUUUGUUCUUGUCAUGAUAAGUAUUUUGUCAAUGUUUGUCAUUAAAUAAUUUAAAAAUGUGUUUUAUUCACAAAACAUAGUCUUGUUGUAUUCAUGCAUAGCAUCUACCUGCAUGCAUUAUUUUUGAUGGACUCAUCAUGUGUUAAAGGGUAAACAUUUGUUUUAUUUUUUAUAACCAAACAAAAAAGACUUCAGAUAAAUAUGUGCACAAAGAUGACAUAAACAUACGGUUUUCUUUCAAACCUUGUAGCAAACCUUUCCUGUUUGCUUUGCAAAUGUUUUAAUUCAUGGUUUUUAUUCCAUUUUGGUGGGAAAUGUUGAACAUGAAUUACAGCUAAAACAAUGCAUUUAACUAUAAUGUGAAUUCUAUGAGCAGAGAUCUACUUGGUGUGUUCAAGUACAAGCAACAUCACCUCAUGGAAUUCAUCCGAAUCCAGACACAUACAGUUGAGGUAGUCUGAGAUAUCUGUGUUUGUUGUCUGAUUUUUGUAAUUUACUUGAAAAGAUUAAAGGUUUGAUUGAAUGUGAGUUUCUUAACCUGACAAUUAACAUAAAAAAUAUUUAUUGCGUAAAGCAAUGUACAACAUUUGUAAGUUGAAUAAAGAAUAACCAAUUGCAGAAAUGUUUAUUAAUACAUUAUAGAUCAGUUACAUCUAUAUAGUCUUCCAGUUACAAAUCACCAUUGGAGGGCAACCAUAUUACUGAUGUGGACUCAGAUGUUUCUUAAUAGAAACUUUAGAACCACUGAACAGGAGAAUCCAUUAGAAAGACCAAGUGAGACCGGUGUAGCCACUGUUGUGUUUUAAGAAAGCCGUCGUGCUGCUGUCACCAUUGAUCUGACGGAAUUUACAUAGAACAAAGUAAUUUUCCUUCUGGACACCACCCGAGCCCCUACA